AUGGCUCUCUCCACUCUCAUAGCUACUCUGCCAUUCAAAUGUACAAUUGCUUCAAAUCCAUCAAAACCAAAUCUUCUCUUCUCAUCCUCACGACCAAAAUUCAACACCUCCAUAUCUGAUUCUGAUAAAGGAAGGAACAAGGUUUCAUUUUUCCAAGGUUUUCUCACUGGAGGCAGAGAUGUUCAGAGUCUCAAGGUGGAGCUCUAUCAAACAAUUUCACCCCUUGACAGAGGUGCCGAGGCUACUCGUGAGGACCAACAACUAAUUGCUAGUAAAAUUGAAUCUCUUAACUCUGUUAAGGAGCCUCUCAAGUCUGAUUUGCUCAAUGGAAAAUGGGAGCUUUUAUAUACAACAUCUCAAUCAAUUCUGCAAACACAGUGUAAUGCACCAAACUACAGGGAUUAUGAGAAAACAGUAGAUUCAGCAAGAAACGUGUUCCAAUUGAUGAUAACAAAUUCCAAGUCUCAAUGA
Lotus japonicus is the source of this 471-nucleotide messenger RNA. Its product is annotated as probable plastid-lipid-associated protein 5, chloroplastic. The record is from RefSeq and is a predicted model, not a curated record. Bases 1 to 471 code for a protein of 156 amino acids. The transcript is spliced from 2 exons. NCBI's taxonomy places the organism in Eukaryota, Viridiplantae, Streptophyta, Magnoliopsida, Fabales, Fabaceae.